AUGAUACUUGGUAAAAAAAUUGAAGGGUGCAUGUCUCUCGAGCAAGGAGAGACGAUUGCCGCCCACAAACAUGAACUACGUCUGCGGAUUGAACCGAAAGACAAGAAUCAUUUCCGAAUGGUUUGUGUUUGGACGGACCACAUGCUUUCAUUGUGGAAGUACUGCUCUCGUGGAAGCAUCGAUGAUGUCAUCGAGAAGAAUUCAUGCAAAAUGGAUGGAUUUUUUGUGUUUUUAUUGCUAAAAGAUAUAGUUCACGCGCUUUGUUUCAUACACCGAUCGGCCCUUCACUUACACGGGUUUCUGACUUCCAAAUGCUGUCUGGUCGAUGAGCGUUGGGUGGUGAAGAUAUCGGACUUCGGCUUGGACCGAUGGCGACUCGGAGACAAACCUAUUCAAAAAGAUUUACUAUGGAGCGCUCCGGAACACAUUCGAAAUGGCAACAUCGAAGGGUCACAAGAGGGUGACAUAUACAGCUUUGGUAUCAUUAGCGCACAGCUGGUUACAAAAACAAGAGCAUGGGAUCUGGAGAACAGGAAAGAAGACCCUGAAGGUAAGCGGAAAUGCUAG
Messenger RNA from Cooperia oncophora, 567 nucleotides. The record is from the annotation of a GenBank genome assembly. Lineage: Eukaryota; Metazoa; Nematoda; Chromadorea; Rhabditida; Trichostrongylidae.